This is a messenger RNA of Polistes canadensis, 752 nucleotides long. RefSeq lists its product as uncharacterized. Bases 1 to 678 code for a protein of 225 amino acids. The transcript is spliced from 7 exons. Lineage: Eukaryota; Metazoa; Arthropoda; Insecta; Hymenoptera; Vespidae. The record is from RefSeq and is a predicted model, not a curated record.
AUGAACGCUAAAAAAGAAAAAGUAAAAAGUUUUCAUUUUAAUCGUCAAGUGACAACGAACGCUUCCAUCCAGCAUAUAAAAGUUUUCACUCAUCAAGCUUUCACCAUUUAUUUCCGUCAACGUUCGAAGAAGAAAGUUACUCUUAAGUUAGCACGAAAUACGGAUGGUCAAGAUUUUCGUAAAGAAAUUAAUAACAAAAAGGGUGGAUCGAUGUUAGCCGAAAUUGCUAAGGAAUUUAUGCAACGAUCUACUACUACCAGUCAGGUACUGAAUUUAAAUUUAUCUAAUCUACUGCUACUCCUCGUAUUAAAAGCUGUAGUUUUUGGUGCUGGAUAUAUUGGAAAUCAUGCUUAUAAGGGACGAGAUUUAAACGAAGAAAAUGUAAUAUCCGAAGGAGAAGUUGCUUUGGCAUUAGGUUAUCUGAUUGGUGAUACGUGCCUGUAUAGAGCAGCUUGCGAAGAACCACAUAUUGCAAAAGAAUAUUUGGGUGCUGCUGAAAUGCUUUUAAAUACAAUGAAACUAAUGCCACAGACAGUAUCCGUUGAACGUAAAUACGAAAAAACGAUAAAUGAACUUCGAAAAGCUAUCGAAUACGGUACUACAAGUCAAUGCCCACCGGAAUAUAACUGUAAAAAAGAAAAUAUCAAAGCUUUCUUAACGUCCGAGAAAAAAAAAUAAAAACAUCUCAUCACGUGGAGGUUACCCGGUUCUGGAGACAUAGAUGAUUCUAACUAUUCAAAUUACGACUACUC